Caenorhabditis angaria is the source of this 319-nucleotide messenger RNA. The record is from the annotation of a GenBank genome assembly. Lineage: Eukaryota; Metazoa; Nematoda; Chromadorea; Rhabditida; Rhabditidae.
AUGGUUUCUCCAAGUCAAACUCGCAAUAUGCUCCAUCAAUACGGUCGCCGUAGUCUUUAUGUUUCAUUUGUUGUUGCAGUAGCUUCGACUGUUGUUUUCAAUGCUGCAUACGUUUGGCCACGUCAUUAUGCAUAUGAGAAUUUCUUUGCGUAAGUGACGGAUGAAAAAUUACUUGAUGAAAGUGUUUUUCAGAACAUACGAUCCAUACAAGCGAAUGAAAGAGAUUUGCGAUGCUAACAAAGGUUACAUGCAUACUUGUCCAAAAGAGUUGGCCAAAUUGUACGAAUCGAAAGGAAAAGAAAUUUCACAAAAACAUUGA